Molecule: messenger RNA, 1239 nt
Organism: Ipomoea nil (Japanese morning glory)
Lineage: Eukaryota; Viridiplantae; Streptophyta; Magnoliopsida; Solanales; Convolvulaceae
Product: putative ubiquitin-conjugating enzyme E2 38
Exons: 6
Coding region: 1-1239 (412 amino acids)
Molecular function (GO): ubiquitin conjugating enzyme activity
Source: RefSeq, a predicted model, not a curated record
AUGGAGGUGCUGGAACUUGAAGGCUUGGCGGUGAAUAAGUUCAUCCACAAUGAGCUGGCGUUUACAAGUUUGAUUCUAUGUUGGAGUUUGUAUUGUUUGGCUAAUUCAGCUUGUGUUUCUUCCAACACUAAGGAUGUUGAGGGUUCUGCGUCUGCAUAUGAGUCCUCGGAUUUAUUGUGCGAUGACGAUGUGGUUUGUGAGGGUGAAUACAGUGAUGAAGAGGGUGACUAUACGUUUGACUACGAUAGUGAUGAUGAUUCUGGGGUAGAGGCGUCUGUGCCUCCUAGCUCAACUGUUUCUGCACCCCAAGAUAGAUCUUCUGGUGGAACAAACAUUGAGCCUUCCGCUUCAAGCAGUUCUGCAGGACAGAGUUCUAGUGGGAAGUGUGAUGAUCAAGAUGGUGACGGUGAUGGUAAUGAAGUCAUAAGAAAAUAUCGACAUUUCAAAAAUUUUGAUCUUGUUGAUGCUCCCUCAGACCACUACUACUACAAUAUGGACAUCCUGGGGCAGCGGCCCAAGGCAUGGUUGAAGAAAAUUCAGGAUGAUUGGGAGAUUUUGAAGAAUGGUUUACCUGAUUCCAUAUAUGUGAGAGUAUAUGAAACGAGGAUGGAUCUUCUAAGAGCGGUCAUUGUUGGAGCACAAGGAACUCCCUAUCAUGAUGCUCUUUUUGUGUUUGAUGCCUAUUACCCUCACACAUAUCCUGAUAAACCACCAAUGGUUUACUAUUACUCUGGUGGCUUGAGACUGAAUCCUAAUCUGUACCCCAGUGGAAAUGUCUGCCUCAGCCUUCUCAACACUUGGGGUGGUGAAACUCAUGAGAACUGGCAGCCAAAAAUAUCAACCAUGCUGCAAGUUUUAGUAUCUAUACAAGCUUUAGUUCUAAACGCGAAGCCAUUCUUUAAUCAGCCUGGAUCUGAAAGUGUGUCUGUUUCUGUUGAGAGGGAGCAAUGGUCCAAAGUGUACAAUGAACAAGUGUUUGUCCUCUCCUUGAAAACAAUGUUGUAUACGCUUCAAAGGCCUCCACUGACGCAUGCACAUGAUAUCCUGUCAGCAUGUAAAGCCUACAUGGAGGGUGCUGCAGUUGGUUUUGUAAUCCAGGGCAAUGUAGCUGAAACUCCUCCUGUAAGUGGUGGCUCAAAAAGAUUGAAGGGAGAAGUAUCUAAAAUGAUGAAUGACCUUAUUUCAAUUUUCACUGAAAAUGGUGCCAAGGACUGUGACAAGUUCAGACUCACCAGCUGA